Messenger RNA from Gymnodraco acuticeps, 1697 nucleotides. RefSeq names its product zinc finger and BTB domain-containing protein 17-like. Lineage: Eukaryota; Metazoa; Chordata; Actinopteri; Perciformes; Bathydraconidae. The record is from RefSeq and is a predicted model, not a curated record.
GAACCUCCCUCUGAUCGGUGACCGACCCGUCUCCUCGGGGCUCGGGAGGAAGAACCGGAUCAUCUGCCCGGUGUUUUUUUAUGUUCCAACCGGAGAAAAGAGCGGAUGAUGUGACCGGAGGUGAGGAAGAAAGGACGGGAUGCAGCAUGAGAGAAACCGACUGUGGGCUAAAUAUAGUCUUUGCCCCCCCGGAAUGCACCACCUGCCCUCCCGGUACCGGUCAAUGAGAGGCAGAGAUCCUCCCCCAUUUUCUCCCCUCAUGCUCCCAUAUGUUAAAAAACACACUCGUCUUAUUUUAGCAACACUGCCUUCUUCUUCCUCCUCUUCCUCUUGACUCUUCUCUACACACACACACACACACACACACACACACCGUGGAAAAUGAAGCGUGGGUCGAGUGUGUUGCAGCGUCCCUCUGAUGCAGCCACACACACAAACACACAUACACGCACGACUAGAGGAGAUGCUGCUGCCGGUUCGAGUCCCUUCCCAGCAGCCACCUCUCUCUUCAGCCCUGAUGUCAGCACCAAGAUGGCGUCUGACCUCCUCAUCAGGCUGUCAGAGGCGACCCAGAAGGCCCAGAUGCAUCCUGGGAGGCCGGCGGAUGAACCGGGUCUCGCUCUCUCUCCGGACGGACCGGGGGCGAGUCCCGAACCUCCCACGCUCUCACACACACCUGAAGGCAACGCCAACACCGACACACUGGCCUCAGACCUGCUGAGAAAACUGGCAGAGCGGCAAGAAGUGAGCAGCCACAUGGUUCGGGUCAAAGAAGAAGAAGAGCCGAUGGAGGUCGACCUCGUCCACCAUCGACCAAUCACAGCAGAGAUAACCCCACCUUCGCCGAAAAAGCCAACUCCACAUAUUUUCAAAAUCAAAACAGAAGACCAGGGUCUCCGUGGCAACCAGGUGAACCUGCACCCUGGAGCCAAAAUGGCGGACCAGUGUCUCAAUGGCCUUAAAAAAGAAGACAACUUUUACACUGGAGGCGGCCAUUCUGGCUCUAAAGCGGCAGGAAGCGUCGUCUCCGAUGCCAACAAGUUUCAGUUCAAAGUGAAACUGGAGGAUCAUGGAGCCAAGAUGGCGGACCAGCUUCUAUCCGGAGCCAAGAUGGAGGACCAGCUUCUCUUAAAAGCCAAAAUUGCACAGAGCCCUUUCCCCGCCAACACGUUCCUCUCCGGAGUCAAGAUGGAGGACCAGUUUCCUUCAGGGGCCAACAGGGCGGAGAACCAGCUUCUCUUCGGAGCCAAAAUGGAGAACCGGCUUCUUCCCGGAGCCAAGAUGGCGGACCACGUUCUCUCCGGAGUGAAGAAGGAGGAGCAGCUCUUCUUCAGAGCCAAGAUUAAAGACCAGUUCUCCUCAGGAGCCAAAAUGGAAGACCAGUUCUCCUCAGGAGCCAAGAUGGAAGACCAGUUCUCCUCAGGAGCCAAGAUGGCAGACCAGUGCCUCAGAGCGGCGCUGUGGCAGGACAUGUCGGUGAAUCUGGCCUCAACACUGCUGCACCAGCUCUCAGAGAGAGUCAGUAAAUCCAACGGUCGGCUGGAGAGGACGACUCCGACCUUCAGGAGCAGUCCUGUUUUGCCGGUGAAUGUGGACCCUCUUCGCUCCUCCCCUCUUUUGAGCUCCCAGGAACCUCCACAUGAAACCAAAACCAGCCUCAGCAGAGAUCAAACCACAGGUUGCUCUUACUUCUACAG